AUGGGUUUGAUUGAUAGAUUGAAGAGCAAAUUCGAACAGGUGCACAUUGAGGUACCCCACCACGACCAUAAACCCCCAAUUAAGGACGAGAGAAGGGACUCGGCGGCUGGCACGAUUAACAAGAAGGCGAUCUACAAGAACAGGUACAACUAUGCGGUCAAUCUGGGCUCUUUGUUUGUGUUGGAGUCGUGGAUCUACAACGAUGUGUUCGAGGCUGGCGGCAACAGUGAGUACGAAGCCGUGAACAACCUGGUCACGAAGCAGAGUUACGAUAGUGCAGUGGGAAAGCUUAGGGAACAUUACAACAAUUACAUGAACAAGAUCGAUUGGAAUUGGCUACAGCAUGAAGCUGGUGCUACCGCUCUAAGGGUGCCCAUCGGGUACUGGCACGUUGAUAACGGGAAACUCUUGGGUGAUUUACCGUUUUCUACGUUGGCGAACGUUUACGAGGCGGCAAGACCCUGGGACGUUUUGAAGGAUUUGAUUAGAAAGGCAGCGGAACAUAACAUUGGUAUUUUAAUCGACAUUCAUGGAUUGCCUGGGGGGGCCAAUGGCGACGCUCACAGUGGUAUACAGAACGGUACUCCAUCAUUUUUCGGAACGGAAAAGUAUGUGAACAAAGUUUGCAAUGACAUCAUUCCCUUUAUUGUGCGGGAUGUUUGUAUUGGUAACGACAACGUGAUCGGUUUGCAGGUUGUGAAUGAGGCAACGUUUAGCAACGAUGCCACGCAUGAAAAGGCGUACUACUUAAAGGCGUUUCAGAUUAUCCAUGAGAUCGACAACACUUUGCCCGUUGUGAUCUCUGAUGGCUGGUGGCCAGACCAAUGGGCAGACUGGGUCCAACAGAAUAACUUGCAGCAUCAGAUAGUUAUUGAUUCACACGUUUACCGUGCUUUCUCCGAGGAGGACAAGGCGAAGACUGCGGAUCAGAUUAUUGCUGACGUGCCCAGGACCGUUAACUUCCCUAGGGACAGAGCGGACUUUAUGGUAGGUGAGUUUUCCUGUGUUCUCUCUGAAGAGACAUGGCAAAAGACUCCAGGAAAUCGUGACGACCACGUGAGAGCGUUUGGUAACGUCUUGACUCAGCGGUUUGCGCAGGUAGCAAGCUGGGGGUGGUUCUUCUGGACUUUGCAAUUCCAGUGGGGUGACGGUGGGGAAUGGGGGUUUGUCCCAAUGAUAAACAAGGGCUGCAUCCCAAGGAACCCUGCUCGUAGUCUGGAAACUAACGAGGACGCCUUAGCCAAAAUGCUGGAGGAGAGCAGGGACGCGUUCGAGGGAGACAAACCAACAUUUGAGCACGCGUUCAAGAAGGCCAUUGCUGAUACCAAAACUUUCGACGAAUUUAACCACUCCCAAAUAGGAAGAUGGACCGCUUGGGUGAACCAACAGAAACAAAUACACGGGGGCGCCAAGAAAGAUGACUGGGCCAAGCUAUCCCCUGUGUGCCUUGGAAAAGAUUUAUACUUAGAUGCCCUUGCACAAUGGGGACAGUUAAAAUGGCUACGAAUUGACGUGUCUAUUUGCUAUCACUUGGAAAGUCAGUUGCUAAUAUAUAAGUGCACGUAG
Molecule: messenger RNA, 1566 nt
Organism: Huiozyma naganishii CBS 8797
Lineage: Eukaryota; Fungi; Ascomycota; Saccharomycetes; Saccharomycetales; Saccharomycetaceae
Gene: MRX18
Product: 17-beta-hydroxysteroid dehydrogenase-like protein
Exons: 1
Coding region: 1-1566 (521 amino acids)
Biological process (GO): glucan catabolic process
Cellular component (GO): extracellular region; cell surface
Molecular function (GO): glucan endo-1,6-beta-glucosidase activity
Source: RefSeq, a predicted model, not a curated record